AUGCCACGUGCCCAUAUAUCAGAGCCUGCAGAGGCUAGAAAGGCGAAGCGUGGGAAGUACGCGAAGCUCCAAGAUAUCCAGUACCUCGCCGCCGUGAUCAGAGACCAGGAGCUGGAUCUUCAGAGUCCGUCGAGUCGACCGACAUUCUGGUUCAACGGGAAGGUGUAUCACUACAGCGAAGUGGCGCGACGCAUCCGAAGAGCAAAGAAAUCGGGCAGACUUCCAACUCAGGAGUCCAGGCACUCGCUCGCACAGCCGGAAUGCCUUCAAGUGGUUCCCNCGUCGAUGUACGAAGCGCAAUGGACCAUUCCUAUCCGAUCUGCUGACUAUGCGGCGGAUGAUUGGCAUGGAUUCUCAUAUUCGGCCUCGUCAGAAGAUUAUACAGUCUGGGUUGAUCCCAUGGAAAACGUAUCUCAGGCGUGCCACCAACAGUUGGUGUCCUUGGAUAAUGGCGUGAGAAUCCAGUUCCCGCCGCCUUGUCCUGACGAGCUGCUCGUACCCACAAGAUUCUGCGCCAGCAUCAUUCGGUACUUUCAGGGCGCCAACGAGAACGGUCUAUUUGUCAUCAAUGAUGCUGGGGAGCUGGUGAAUCGCACUUCGGUAGGCAGUUACGCCAACAUAAGUAACUUCCACAAAUGCGCCGUCAUGGCUAUUGACCUGCUGGAACGGGGCUAUGCCAACCGAGGUUUCGUGUUGGUCUCCCAGGCUUUGGUGCUCGUCGAACAGAUUCUGAAGGAUCAAGAUCCGAAGCUCCUCGAUGUUCUCUGCGACGUGUCUAUACUCCUUCUGAGCAAAGGUAUGGGAUCGCUGUACGAAAUAUUGAAGGACAAGAUCUGCGGGAUGGUCAAGAUCAUCGCGGCCAAACGGUGCGGAGAACACCAACCAUGGGCACAAAUAUUCGCGUAUAUAGACCAGAUGCCCAGAUCGCAGGUGGUGGACAAUAUGCAGAGAGGCUGGAUCUGUGGAUUCGACCAACUCGAGAGCGCACUCCAGGAGCAACCAUGGGAAGGACUGAACAUAUCCUGUUCAGUUGAUCACUCGUUGCGAAUGGGCCAGAAUGCGCAGCGUCUUUGGGAUGUCUUGGUCGACAGGACAGCCCGACUCUCGGUCAGCGAGCCCGAGAAGAUGCGGCAGCGACUCGCGUAUGCUAAAGUUCUCUACUUGCAAUGCGACUAUAGCAAAGCUUUGGAGACACUGCAACUCAUUCUCUCGCAGUGUCGAAGAGCAAGACAACAUGACGACCUGAGAUGGAUUGCAAUCGAGAUUGACGCCCUCGAGGUUUCAGCGCGCUGCCAUUUUGCUCGCAGCAAAUCGACUUUGGGCCACGAUGAUGCCUCUACUGCCGAAGUGUUGCUCGAAACAGCCGUUGGAAGGAGUACUAGAACAGAAGGAAUAAAGUCUCCCACAACGAUAGCGCUGCAACACACUUUAUGGCUCUGGCUGAUGGAACAAGGUCGAGCUGAUGAAGCCGCGUUGUUGAGAAAGUCCAUGGACGAUGUCGUGGGAGAGUCUUUGUCCCCAGAUGUAUGA
This is a messenger RNA of Aureobasidium vineae, 1530 nucleotides long. Lineage: Eukaryota; Fungi; Ascomycota; Dothideomycetes; Dothideales; Saccotheciaceae. The record is from the annotation of a GenBank genome assembly.